AUGGAGGUAAACAGGGACGAGGCGGAGCGCUGCAUUGACAUUGCAACCGCGGCGUUAACCAACGAGCAGCUGGAGAAAGCGCAGAGGUUCCUGGAGAAAGCCCAGAGACUGUUCCCGACAGAGAAGGCGAAGGUACUGUUGGACCUAAUAGCAAAGAAUGGAUUUACAUCCAGACAAGGUGGUCACUCAGACUUCAGUGGGGUCUCUGGGCCUAGACAGCGGCAGACCACCAGUGAGGACAGCAGACCUGCAGAAAAGCCUGCAGACACCUCAAAAUCCUACACCGCAGAUCAAGUGGAUGCUGUGAGGAGGAUAAAACAGUGUAAAGACUUCUAUGAAAUUCUCGGGGUACAGAAAGAUGCCCCUGAAGACGAACUCAAAAGAUCAUAUAGAAAACUUGCACUGAAAUUCCAUCCGGACAAGAAUCAUGCCCCAGGUGCAACAGAGGCAUUUAAAGCUAUUGGUAAUGCGUACGCCGUCCUGAGUAAUGCCAACAAAAGAAGACAGUAUGAUCAGUGCGGAGAGGAGAAGAAGCAUCCUUCAACACAUGGACCAGACGAUGGCAGCUUUGAGCCCGAUAUCUCACCUGAAGACCUCUUUAAUAUGUUCUUUGGAGGAGGUUACCCAUCAAGCAAUGCCACUGCAUACACCAAUGGGAGGAUGCGUUAUCAAAGGCCAGAGAGAAGAGAGCGACAACGAGAUGGAGGCCUCGCUCUCUUCGUGCAGGUCAUGCCCAUCCUCAUCCUGGUUAUUGUGUCAGCUCUUAGUCAGAUAAUGGUGAACAGCCCCCCCUACAGCCUCAGCUACAGGCCGUCAGCAGGUUACACACAGAAGAGGCUGACUGAGACCCUGAAGGUGUCAUACUAUGUGGGGGAGUCCUUCCCCAAAGAGUUCACAGGAGUGAAUCUGAAGAAUAUAGAGCGGACGGUAGAGGAUGAUUAUAUUUCCAACCUUCGCAACAAUUGCUGGAAGGAGAAACAGCAAAAGGAAGGCAUGCUGUACAGAGCUCGAUAUUUUGGAGACACCGAUCUGUACCAAAGAGCACAAAGAGCUCGCACACCAAGCUGCGCCAAGCUGUCCGAAAUCUCAGCUUCAUUACAUGGUUGAGGCUGCUUUCAUGAUUAAAAAAGUUUCCAGAAUCACUACAAAUUUAUUAUUGGCUGUAAAUAGAUGAGCUUUAACAAUCUGAAGACGACUCAACAAGCAACACAAACAAACCAGCACCAACCUACAUGGAAAUAUGGGAAACUGAAAUGACCACAUCCAUAUUUGCUGUGGUGUUAGUAUGUGGAAUGAAUAAUAUAAUGUUAAUAUAUUGUUUAAAAAAUAGAAAAGCCAUUUCCGAUAGCUUGUCCUCUAGACAAGUUAUGGGUUUCAAUAACCUCCAAGCCCCAGUUUUGACUGGGAGCCAUGAAGCUGACAGAGCUCACUUCAUGGUUAUUGCACGAAUGCAGUAUGAAACCAGAAAAAUAGUAAGGAUAGAGAAUAGUUGAACGGAAGUCAUUUAUGUAGCAGUUGAUUAGAUAACACAGUGAACGCUUCCUCUUUUUUUAUGCAGUCAAAUCAGUAAGAGUUUUUGUCGUUUGACUUAAAUUGCACAUUCUAACCUUCUGAAACUAUGCAGAAAUAAUGUGAAUAUAAACUCACCUCUAGAGCUUGUCAGACACUUGAACACCUGAGAUUUGUCCUUUUUGCUGUGUGUGUGUAUGGAAAUAUUUAUGACAUGAUCCAUUUCACUUUGCCUCCUUUAACUCUAUCAAGCGUAGAAUCAUAAUACUGUAACUUGAUGGCUCCUCAUAACAAAUGCCAAGAGAGAGACGUGCCUACCCACAAAGUGGGACUUAAACAAGUUCUAGUUUAGGAGUGUAAUGUCUCUGAUAAAUGUUAUCUGUUGUGAAAAGCAAUUCUUUGUCACAGUUUUAUGUUAAUAGAAUGCUAUUUAUUGUUUAAUUAUUUGUAUUAUUUAUUGAAAAAUGCAUUAUCAGACUAGGAAAAUGGUACAGACCCUGCUCACUUUUUCCACCAUGUUUUUAC
Messenger RNA from Scomber scombrus (Atlantic mackerel), 2034 nucleotides. It is a transcript of the gene dnajb12b, whose product is annotated as DnaJ heat shock protein family (Hsp40) member B12b. The coding region runs from base 1 to 1107 and encodes 368 amino acids. Gene Ontology annotation, cellular component: endoplasmic reticulum membrane. Lineage: Eukaryota; Metazoa; Chordata; Actinopteri; Scombriformes; Scombridae. Gene Ontology annotation, biological process: cellular response to misfolded protein. The transcript has 9 exons. The record is from RefSeq and is a predicted model, not a curated record. Gene Ontology annotation, molecular function: Hsp70 protein binding.